Heterocephalus glaber (naked mole-rat) is the source of this 672-nucleotide messenger RNA. RefSeq names its product cytotoxic T-lymphocyte associated protein 4 (gene Ctla4). Gene Ontology annotation, biological process: negative regulation of regulatory T cell differentiation; immune response; T cell receptor signaling pathway. The record is from RefSeq and is a predicted model, not a curated record. Gene Ontology annotation, cellular component: membrane; external side of plasma membrane. Lineage: Eukaryota; Metazoa; Chordata; Mammalia; Rodentia; Bathyergidae.
AUGGCUUGCCUUGGGCUCCGGAGGCACCAGGCUUGGCUGCAGCUGUUUCCCAAGACCUGGCCCUGCUCUGCCCUCUUUUCUCUUCUCUUCCUGCCUGCCUUCUGUAAAGCGAUGCACGUGGCCCAGCCUGCAGUGGUGCUGGCCAGCAGCCGGGGUGUUGCCAGCUUUGAGUGUGAGUAUGACUCUUUGCACGAUGCCAAUGAGGUCCGGGUGACUGUGCUGCGGCAGGCAGCCAGCCAGACCACUGAAGUCUGUGCGGCAACCUACAUGGCAGAGAGGGAGCUGUCUUUCUUAGAAGACUCUGCCUGCACUGGUACCUCCAGCGGGAGCAAAGUGAACCUCACCAUCCAAGGGCUGCGGGCUGUGGACACCGGGCUCUACAUCUGCAAAGUGGAGCUCAUGUACCCACCACCAUACUUCGUGGGCAUGGGCAACGGGACCCAGAUUUAUGUCAUUGACCCAGAACCAUGCCCAGAUUCUGACUUCCUCCUCUGGAUCCUUGCAGCAGUCAGUUCAGGGCUGUUUUUUUACAGCUUCCUCAUCACAGCUAUUUCUUUGAGCAAAAUGCUAAAGAAAAGAAGCCCUCUUACAACAGGGGUUUAUGUGAAAAUGCCCCCAACAGAGCCUGAAUGUGAAAAGCAAUUCCAGCCUUAUUUUAUUCCUAUCAAUUGA